This is a messenger RNA of Tuber melanosporum (Perigord truffle), 1331 nucleotides long. RefSeq lists its product as uncharacterized. Gene Ontology annotation, biological process: DNA replication initiation; DNA replication. Lineage: Eukaryota; Fungi; Ascomycota; Pezizomycetes; Pezizales; Tuberaceae. Gene Ontology annotation, cellular component: nuclear origin of replication recognition complex; nucleus. The record is from RefSeq and is a predicted model, not a curated record. The transcript has 5 exons. Gene Ontology annotation, molecular function: DNA replication origin binding. Bases 57 to 1331 code for a protein of 424 amino acids.
CAAACGAUACCCACCCACAACACAACCGAUAAAAAAGAAAAAAAAAAUAAAACGGAAUGACCGACGAGAUGCUCCCAACAGAGCUCCUCACAACUAUGAACGAGCAAUUCCCUUGCCGUGCGCCUCAAAUUCGCCGUCUGGCAGCGUUGGUAGGGACUGAUGAAACCCCCAGUCCUCCCGCCAUUGUCCUCCAUGGACUCGAAGCAACCGGGAAGACAACCAUCCUGCGCACUUUCAUGGACAGCGUUAACGCUUCGUACACCGCGGGGGUCACGGAGAAUGUUGGGGGUGGUGAUGCUGGACGGGCAGGUGAUGUGUGUGCUCUUGGAGUGAGGCUUUCCGGGGUGCUGAGCGGUGUUGAACGGAAGCAUUUCUUGGUGCUGGAUCGCGUUGACAGGACGAGGGAAGGGAGUAGUGUGCUGUUUGCUGCUCUGGGGAGGCUGGGAGAAAUGAUCCCGAUCCUAACAGUAAUCUUCAUCCUUUCAGUUCCAAAGCCCCGCCUCUUGAGCUCCGCAGAACCCCCACACAUCCACUUCGCCCCCUACACGAAGGAGGAGAGCAUAAAGAUCCUUUCAAAAUACGUCCGACGAAUACCCUUCCAAGACAUCGAGGAGUACACGCAAAAGGACGCAAAGGAGGAGCUCUAUGUCUGGCAGAAGUUCUGCGGAACAGUGUGGGACUCGCUGGCGAAGGGAACCGCCCGGGGCGUUGUGCAGUUCCGAGCCAUUGUCGAUGAGAUGUGGGAACCGUUCGUCAAGCCGAUUGCGGAAGGGGAGUAUGGGACGAGGAAUUACUCGAGUCUGUAUCUUUUGCAUAAGGAUAUGUUCCGGCGAGAGACGAACGUCAUUGAUGUGGUGGUUCCGGUGGGGGCUGGGGAAAAGGCUGUUACUAAGAUACACGACCUCCCAUACUACUCCAAAUUUCUUCUCUGCGCGGCAUACCUGGCAUCAUACAACCCCGCCCGCCAAGAUGCAGUAUUCUUCAUGAAAAACAACGACUUUGGCAGAAAAAAGCGACGAGGCGGUACCACUGGUUCCACCAAGCGCACUGCGAAGAACCGAAAGAUCCACAGAAGACUCCUCGGCCCCCAAGCCUUCCCACUAGAACGUCUUCAAGCGAUCUUUGCGGCAAUACUCCCACACAGAAUGUCCUCAUCGGCUGAUAUACAAACGCAGAUUGCGACGCUGACGAGCUUGAGAUUACUCACUAAGGCUUCAGCUACUGAUGUACUUGAGGCUGGCGCCAAAUGGAGGGUCAAUGCUGGGUGGGAUUAUAUCAGACAUGUUGCCAGGAGUGUCAAGUUUGAUAUUGAGGAUUUUGUCGCGGAGUAG